GGCAGAAUUUGAAACUUUUUUUCCCCCCCGAUAGGCGUGCGUUGGGCCAGAAAGCAUCGGGUUUCAACCUUGGACUCCAGAGCCAGUGCGGUUUGCGCCGGGCAACGAGAUUUCUGCAAACAGAGCGGCCGCAGAAACCACCCCGCAGGGCUUUAAAAAAAAGAGCGAGCGAGAGAGAAGACUUAUAUUUUAAAAGCCCGAGGGGAAAAAAAGGUUUUGCAUUUCUCUCUCCCGAGAUAGUGGAAAGGGGAGUUUUUGCAGAAACCUUUGCCGUUCCGAAGGUCCGGUUGUCGGCACGUCUGGAUGCCCCAGAUCAGAAAAGAUGGACACCUUCAGCACAAAGAAUCUGGCUCUCCAAGCGCAGAAAAAGCUCCUGAGCAAGAUGGCGUCCAAGAACAUGGCAAGCAUUUUCAUUGAUGACACCAGCAGCGAGAUUCUGGAUGAGCUGUACCGGGUAACCAAGGAAUUCACCCGUAACCGCAAGGAAGCCCAGAAGAUCAUCAAAAAUUUGAUCAAGAUCGUCAUGAAGUUGGGCAUCCUCUACCGCAACGGACAGUUCGGUGCGGAUGAGCUGCUGCUGAUGGACCGUUUCCGCAAGAAGGUCCACACCCUGGCCAUGACUGCUGUCAGCUUCUACCAAAUUGACUUCACCUUUGACUGCCGGGUCAUGUCCAGCAUGCUCAACGAGUGCCGGGACCUCCUGCAUCAGGCAGUCAACACCCACCUCACCGCCAAGUCCCACAGCCGCAUCAACCACGUCUUCAACCACUUUGCGGACUACGAGUUCCUCUCGGCACUCUAUGGACCUUCCGAGCCGUACCGCACACACCUGCAGAGGAUCUGCGAAGGGCUCAACCAGAUGCUUGAUGAGGACAAAAUAUGAGCAUCAAAAGUCACACCGGCUUUGGCAGACUCUGUUUCGGGCACGAGCCGAAGGAACAUCAAGAGACCGUUGACUUUGACGGCAUCCACUUUGUCCGCCUCUGUCUUUAUCCGGUGCUAAAAUCUCAUCUUUCUUUGUAGCAUUUCAGGACUCCUUGCUCCAAUGGUGGCAGCUGGAAUCUCUUCUUUUUCCCUCCCCUCAAAUUAAAUUCGUUCUGCAAACAGCUUGCCUCUCCAUCAGAUGGAACCAAGGGAAGGGAAACAGGAGCAUCUGUGGAUUUGCUAAUCUUGGGCCUUAAAUAAAAGUCACCUUUAUUUGC
Messenger RNA from Heteronotia binoei (common prickly gecko), 1202 nucleotides. RefSeq names its product TNF alpha induced protein 8 like 1 (gene TNFAIP8L1). The coding region runs from base 323 to 883 and encodes 186 amino acids. The transcript has 2 exons. Lineage: Eukaryota; Metazoa; Chordata; Lepidosauria; Squamata; Gekkonidae. The record is from RefSeq and is a predicted model, not a curated record. Gene Ontology annotation, cellular component: cytoplasm. Gene Ontology annotation, biological process: regulation of apoptotic process; negative regulation of TOR signaling.